UGUGAUGAUUGUUCGACUUAUCUCUGUCCCAAUUGUCAGAAUUGUCAAGUUGACGCAUAAGUUAGAAGUGUUUGUCUUUUGUAACUUUUUUAUAUAUGUAAUAAAUGCGUUACUAACAAAUAUAGUCAAAAUUAGACAAUAACGUAGUAAAAAUGGUUAAAAUCUAUGCUUUAAGCAUUCUAUACAAAGAGCCGAACGCAGCUAAACAUCUCAAAUCAGCUUUCGAGUUACAAUGUUUCGGAUACUUUCAACGGGGUUCCAUACAAGAAUUUAUGGCGUUUUUUAGUAAAACGAUUGUUGAAAGAACGCAAAUCGCAUCACGCCAAUCGGUUAAAGAAAGCGAGUAUAUGUGUCACGUUUAUGUGCGUGGUGAUAGUUUAGCUGGAGUAGUGAUUUGCGACCAAGAAUACAAUUCCAGAGUGGCCCAUACACUUAUAACGAAAGUUUUGGAUGAGUUUACGCAAAAAUAUCCAUCAACAACUUGGAAUUCUUUAACGGAGCGUGAUACAAACUUUCCUGAAUUAAACGUUUCAUUAGCUAAAUAUCAAAAUCCGAGAGAAGCGGACGCUAUUACUAAAAUACAAGAGGAUUUAGAUGAAACUAAAAUUAUUUUGCAUAAUACUAUUGGUGCUGUUCUUGAACGUGGAGAAAAAUUGGACGAUUUAAUACAAAAAUCUGAAGGUUUAAGUACACAGUCGAAAGCUUUUUAUAAAACUGCAAAAAAAGCAAAUAGUUGUUGUAGUUUUACUUAAAAAAAUGAAUUAUUUAAAAAGGUAUAAGGCAAACAAAUAUUGUAGUAAAUGUUCAAUACUGUGAAAUGUUAUAUAAUAUGAAUACCUAAGCUCUUUUUAUAUGUGUCUAUUUAUUGUAUGCAUAUAUCCACGAUAUAUUACAAAAAAAAAGUAAUAAACUUUAUUUCUAUUGUUUAAUAAUUA
This is a messenger RNA of Onthophagus taurus, 935 nucleotides long. It is a transcript of the gene Ykt6, whose product is annotated as YKT6 v-SNARE homolog. Gene Ontology annotation, molecular function: SNAP receptor activity. Gene Ontology annotation, cellular component: Golgi apparatus. The record is from RefSeq and is a predicted model, not a curated record. Gene Ontology annotation, biological process: endoplasmic reticulum to Golgi vesicle-mediated transport. NCBI's taxonomy places the organism in Eukaryota, Metazoa, Arthropoda, Insecta, Coleoptera, Scarabaeidae.